Messenger RNA from Bicyclus anynana (squinting bush brown), 4751 nucleotides. It is a transcript of the gene C1GalTA, whose product is annotated as glycoprotein-N-acetylgalactosamine 3-beta-galactosyltransferase 1. The transcript is spliced from 8 exons. The coding region runs from base 188 to 1234 and encodes 348 amino acids. The record is from RefSeq and is a predicted model, not a curated record. Lineage: Eukaryota; Metazoa; Arthropoda; Insecta; Lepidoptera; Nymphalidae. Gene Ontology annotation, cellular component: membrane. Gene Ontology annotation, molecular function: N-acetylgalactosaminide beta-1,3-galactosyltransferase activity.
AGAAUAUCCGACGACCCGUAUCUAUUUCCCUUGUGAUAAUAGGUCAUCCCAUUAUCUCGUGGAUUCCACGUUUUGUUUGAACUUAUAAAUAAUAAUUAGUCUGUUACUUACAUUGUGUACUGAAUAAUUUUGUUUCCAAUACGAUUUUUAAUUUUUAACAGUUUAUGUAAAGGAUUUCGCUUCUCUCAUGAUUAAGGCGGAGGGCAGGGUGAUGGGACGCCGCUUUGUUCUAACCCUGGUGAUCGGAAUAUCCGCCGGCUUUAGUUUUGCGUACAUACUAUUAACAUCAGCCGGAUUCGCUCGCGAGGUAGCCUUGUCCAACUACAGGGAUUCUGCGAGGGACCUCGAAAAGCAUCCGAUACUAAGCGUCCAAGACCAUGGCAGUGAGGAGCCAGCGCACAGAGACGAGGACCGAUCGAUGGCUGACGAGCUCGCCAAGCGCGUCCGCGUGCUGUGCUGGGUCAUGACCCAACCCAGCAACCAUAAGAAGAAAGCACAGCACGUCAAGGCUACGUGGGGAAAGCGGUGUAACAAACUGAUAUUCAUGAGCACUGUUGAUGAUAGUUCGUUGCCGGCGGUAAAGCUGCCAGUGUCCGAAGGGCGGGACUACCUGUGGGCGAAGACCAAGGCAGCCUUCCGGUACGUCUAUGAGCAUCACAGGAGAGAGGCCGACUGGUUCCUGAAGGCGGAUGAUGACACGUAUGUGAUAGUAGAAAACCUUAGAUACAUGCUCGCCGAGCACGACAGCAAAGAGCCGAUAUACUUCGGCUGUCGGUUCAAGCCUUUCACUGCGCAGGGCUACAUGAGCGGUGGUGCGGGGUACGUGCUGAGUCGCGAAGCGCUGGACCGUUUCGUCAACAAGGGCCUGCCGUCGCCACAUCUCUGCAAGGCGAGCGACCACGGCGCGGAGGACGCCGAGAUGGGUAUAUGCCUGCAGCACAUCGGCGUGAAGGCGAUGGACUCGCGCGACGCCCUGCAUCGCGGCCGGUUCUUCCCCUUCGUGCCCAAGGACCACCUGUUCCCCAACAAGGACGGCGGCUUCUGGUACUGGAAGUACAUAUACUACCCCACUGACGAGGGUCUUGACUGUUGCUCCGACCACGCGGUGUCGUUCCACUACGUGGACCCUGAACAGAUGUACGUACUGGACUACCUCAUCUAUCAUCUCCGCCCCUACGGCAUCCGGUACGGCGGGGACGUGCUGCCUGCCAUCGCCAACUCCACCACCCUCUAGCGACUCAGCGUUCCGGUACGAUGACACGUACAAACCAGUCAGUAUGGAUUGAAUAGACAUAGAGAGUUCAGAUACGAUGAUGUAUACAAACCAGUUAGUAUGGAUAGAAUAGCCACAGCGUUCCGGUACGAUGCCAAGUUAAACCACUAAAGAUUUUGUAUUGAAUAUUGCAUGAUCACUUAACAAAUAUAGGCCUUAGAUGUGCACUACGAAGACAAACAGACAUUAUCGACCAAUAGCGGUGGAUUGAGAAUAUCGCUCUCUCUUUCGUAUCAACGCAACUUAAAAGAGCACGGACGUGUUGCUUAGGGCGCGGACUCCUUUAAAGAUCCGAAUUAGAAACGACCUUCACCCAUCUGUGUAAUGGUUGAAAAGUGUUCUAUAUCAAAAUUAGGAUGCUAUAAAAUGCUAUGUUAUCUCAAAAACCUCUGGCCAAAUUAUCAUUAUUUAUAGUUAAUAACAGUUUGGCCAGGAAUGUUUUAGGCAACCUACCUCAAUAUACGAGUAUUGAUUAACGUACUAAAUUUGAUAUAAAACAAUUUCCAUACAAUAAACAAGUAGGUGAUGGUCAUUUCUAAUACGGAUCUUAGACCAUUAAGCUUAAAAUGUGCGCAACGACAUAUCUCGUGAAGAAAAAAUCCAUUGUCGACCAAUAGCAGCCACACCGAAAACAUCGUUAUGCGAUGGAACGAAAGAAAGAGAUUUUCGAUCCGUCGCUAUUGGUCGAUAAUAAGACAUUUUGUCUUGGGACUGGGUUCCUUGGAAGGUUAAGCCAAUGGUUAGAGUUUUGUUAUCGUCAAAGCGUCAAAAUUAGUAUUGGAGGCUUAAAACUGAAAGUGAGAUUGCUCUCUUAAAGGAAUUUGUAUAUAUUGACAGACAUGUACGACGGUAUUGCGAACUUACCAAAAAUAAUAGAUUUAAUAAUAUAGAUAAUAGUCAGUUUGUAUAUAUACCGAUUGCCCCAAACAGUUUUGUCUUUAACACGUUCGCUGCGGCACUGAUUUUUCUGCACUUUACUCUGGUGCGUUACGAGGUUUUCUGACUUCAUACUAAAACUUUAUGUGGUGUGGUACGAGGUCCAACUCUUGAAGAUAAUAGACUUACGAGGUCAACUGACCUCGUACCGCAGCGAACGUGUUAAGUCCAUAAAACUAUGACAUUAUCGAGAAAUUCAUACAAGCAUUCCAACUAACUACAAUUUUCACAACUGGUGUACACUUUUUGACAAUUUUUUUUAGUAGAUAUAAUGUAAACAAAUAAUUCCAAGUUUAAAUUGCAUUUAUUUUAAUUUAGCAAAAUAAAGUUAUUAAUAACUUUUGGGAAAUAACUCCCACUUAUGUCUACUAAAGAUUUUGGAAUUUAAGUUGUAAAAACAAAUGUUUUACCCAAAGUUGUAUGCAUAAUUAUAACUAAUAUGGCUACUUAUACAUAUAAAGAUUAUAUUAUACGCUUGUCUAUACUAAUAUUAUAAAAAGGAAAACUUUGUUUGUAUAUUUGUUUGUAAUGAAAAGGCUCAAAAACUACUGGACCGAUUUUAAAAAUUUUUUCACCAUUCGAAAGCUACAUUAUCUACAAAAAACAAAGUGAAAUUGUACUGAGUGACAUGCACUCAUUCAUAGACACCAUACAAGUAGUGUGUGAGUGUACAAACUUUAGAGUUACAGCAUAUAUCUAGAAAAGGUGUAAUGAUAGAAAGAUGAGACGGGUUGUAUAUUAGCUAAAGUCCGGCUGCUCAGAAAUUGCUUUUCUGACACCUGACAAUGUCUUGUCAGUUGAUUUAUUGUUUAUAAUUUUAGUUCAUACGUUUUUACCAACAUAAUACGUUUUUUGUAAGUUGCCAUAAUUAUACACUUUUUUAUAAUUAUUACUCGUUACUAAGAUUAAUUAAAGAUAUUUAAAUAUCUCGUUGAUAUUGACAGGUGUCAGAAACGCAAUCUCUGAGCGGCCGGACUUUAAGUAAUAACUUUUUUUGAGACAUUGAGUCUAUUUUUUAUUCUAUUCAACUUACUGAAUAACUAUUUAUUUCUGUUUAUGUCGAGGUAUAUUCUUAAUAUAUCAUAAUAAUUUUAAUAAUAUAACAUUAUUAAAAUGGCAAAAAUAGUCAUUUUGCGUUAAUUACCAAAGAGUGUAAACCAAUUUCGAAUAGAUAUAAAUACACAAUUUUAUGAUGAUAGAUAUUGCUUUGAUUGUGUUAGUAUGUUGUACAGGAUUACUGUGUUUGUGUGUGUAAACCAAGUAUUAACAAAGCAGAAGUGUUAAAAUGCAUUUCUUAAAUUUUGUUUCUAUUUAUUUAAAUCAUCAAAACCUGUUUACUAACACACCGUUGCAUAGCAACCAAUCACAGGCAGAUGAUAGUUUAAAAAAAUAUGUUUUUUAUUUGCUAAAGCUUCUAUAAUAUCAUAAAGUUCAUAAACACAUCUAUCUGCAAAGCUUACUAACACAAGCUAAGACUAAGGAGGAAUUAAUCUUUGAAUAGAAAUAUAAGAUGAAUAGAAUUUUCAGUCGCAACAUUCCUUAAACUGUUUCAUACAAGUAAACAUGAAAAUGUGAAAGGUAUAUAUUAAGUAAUUAUAAGCAAUCCUCUGGAGUCCUCUUCCGUGUAGUACAGAGCUGCGAGUGUGAUGGAGGGAAGAGAGGUACUGGUAAUAUGCACGCCUGUUAUUUUUUUUUAAAUGUUUAAUGCUCUUGACUAUAUAGUCCCUCAGACCAACUAUUGUAUAGGACCUGCCUCGCUAGGUGUUACUUUUCUGUUAAAGUAUAUGAUCAAUGAUCUAAUGCGAUUAUAAAAGCUGUCUCUAUAGUAUCGAUGUUAAAUAGUUGUAAUCGUGUUCGUCGGUUAAAGAUCUCCGUAAAAAUACCUUUUUAUGUAGUUCAAUGGUGUAAAAAACGGACAAAACUUCUAGUUUAGUAUAAGAUAUAUACCAAAUCUAAGCUCGUUUUCCUCAGAAAAUGGCAGACAACUUUGUUUGUGACUAAGAGUGCGAUACAGGUCCUUCUAUAAUUGAUCUGAGACAUAGUCCGGUCAAUUUAGACAUUCGAAGCUACAUAAAUUCCCACCACAAAUUAAUGAAUAACAUUCUCUGUCUAACACGAUACUAUAAAUAGAGAUGAAUUCGAGGCUCACUCUGUUAAAUAAAAAAAAAUGUUAUAAAAUUGUCUGUACUACUCGGCCGAGAACUGAGAUGUAAGGUUUUCAUAUACUGGCUCCUCGGGAACAUUUCUCAUAGCUCUAGGGCUAUAUUCUUUAAGAAAAAAUGAAUAUAAAUAUUAUUUUAGAACACAUGUUCCUCAAAAUGUGUAAGGAACAUGUGUUCUAAAAUGAAUAUUUUCGGAGUAAAAAAUAUUUCUUUUGUUAAUAGAUCUUAAAAUAUGUACCAUAAACGCAUCCUUAUAAUUACUACGUAGUCAAGUAUGGCAUAUUUUAAAAAUGCAACGAUAGAUAAAGGCGUGUUUUACAUGGAUAGUCGGAAUUAUUUGAAUUACUUUGUAUGAAAUAAUAAAAAAAAUAAUUUAAUUA